Messenger RNA from Fraxinus pennsylvanica, 1863 nucleotides. NCBI's taxonomy places the organism in Eukaryota, Viridiplantae, Streptophyta, Magnoliopsida, Lamiales, Oleaceae. The record is from the annotation of a GenBank genome assembly.
AUGGAUCAGCAAGAUUACGAAACGCUAGGAUCAUCGGAGAAUAAUCAACUCAGCCUUGCCUCUAUUAGCAGUAAGCUCAACGCUAAGGCUCCUGAGUUUGUCCCACGUUCGGCUUCUGUACCCUCGCAUUCACAGUCGCUGUCUCCGCCGCCUUCCCCGCCGGUGGUGCAGCGGGUUUAUAUGAGGCCUCCGUUCGUGUCGCGCCAAGUGGCGGUACAGAACUAUUAUCAAAAUGGGGUAAUGCCGUUUUAUGGGUACUUACAUCCAUCCAAGGAAUUGGUUAACGGAAUCCAAACCCCGGCAGCAUCUGCAGAAAUGGCUGACGUUAAUACUGCCGGUGCUACCGUUUCUAUCAAAAACGGAAUGCCAGAUGCUCAGCAGAAAAUUCUCAGUCAGGUGGAGUUUUAUUUCAGUGAUAUCAAUCUGGCUACCACCGAUCAUUUAUUUGGGUUCAUGAUAAAGGAUCCUGAUGGCUAUGUGCCUCUAUCUGUUGUCGCAUCAUUUAAGAAGAUAAAAAACGUUAUCAGUGGUGUUUCCCAACUUUCUAGUAUUUUGCGGAGCUCAAAAAAGUUGGUGGUUAGUGAAGAUGGCAAAAAGGUCAGACGCCAACAUCCGUUGACUGACUCUGACAUGGAAGAGCUACAAUCUCAUAUAGUUAUUGCUGAAAAUUUACCUGAGGACCAUUGCCACCAGAACCUCAUGAAGAUUUUCUCCUCCGUGGGAAGUGUGAAGUCAAUUCGUACUUGUCUGCCUCAGAAUUUCGAUGGUGAAGCAUCAUCAUCAUCACCUAGAACUGCGAAAGUGAAUGCAGUGCAUUUCAGGAACAAGUUGCAUGCGUUUGUCGAGUAUGAAUCUGUCAAGCUAGCAGAGAAAGCAGUCGUGGAACUAAAUGAUGAGGGCAAUUGGAGGAACAGUCUCAAAGUCCGUUUGCUGAUAAAGAAUGCAGUGAAAUCUGCUCAAGUGCGAGCAAAGAAGGUUCAUGAUGGUCAGUCCAAUGGUGAGAUAGAUGAGGCAGUUGUGCUAGAGGGAAAGCGGUUCAAGGAAAAACAUUUAGAGGAUCCAUUGCAGCAGUUAAAUGCUCAGCCGUACGAGUAUCAAUGGGAGGAUAACGCCAACAAUAAUUCACAUAGGAAAGCACACAAUUUUGUCACCAGCAAUGGCAGUGGGAAGGGCAAGGGGCGGGGGCGACCUCAGCAUCAUCAGAUCAAUGGAGGAAGUCUCUUGGGAUCUCCAGAGUUGGAUGCUUCUAUCUAUGCCGAGAAGCUGACUAUAGCCAAAGCAUCUCCUGUCCCUCGCAUGCCAGAUGGUACCAAGGGAUUCUCCAUGGGUCGAGGAAAGCCAUUGCAUGCAUUUGUCGAGUAUGAAUCUGUCAAGCUAGCAGAGAAAGCAGUCGUGGAACUAAAUGAUGAGGGCAAUUGGAGGAACAGUCUAAAAGUCCGUUUGCUGAUAAAGAAUGUAGUGAAAUCUGCUCAAGUGCGAGCACAGAAGGUUCAUGAUGGUCAGUCCAAUGGUGAGAUAGAUGAGGCAGUUGUGCCAGAGGGUCAGCGGUUCAAGGAAAAACAUUUAGAGGAUCCAUUGCAGCAGUUAAAGGCUCAGCCGUAUGAGUAUCAAUGGGAGGAUAAUGCCAACAAUAAUUCACAUACGAAAGCACACAAUUUUAUCACCAGCAAUGGCAGUGGGAAGGGCAAGGGGCGGGGGCGACCUCAGCAUCAUCAGAUCAAUGGAGGAAGUCUCUUGGGAUCUCCAGAGUUCUAUGCUGAGAAGCUGACUAUAGCCAAAGCAUCUCCUGUCCCUCGCAUGCCAGAUGGUACCAAGGGAUUCUCCAUGGGUCGAGGAAAGCCAGUAGCUAUCUCAACAGCUUGA